Messenger RNA from Naegleria fowleri, 6312 nucleotides. RefSeq lists its product as uncharacterized. The transcript has 2 exons. Gene Ontology annotation, cellular component: nucleus. Bases 1 to 6312 code for a protein of 2103 amino acids. The record is from RefSeq and is a predicted model, not a curated record. Gene Ontology annotation, molecular function: ATP binding; ATP hydrolysis activity; nucleic acid binding. NCBI's taxonomy places the organism in Eukaryota, Heterolobosea, Eutetramitea, Acrasida, Naegleriidae.
AUGCCCAAUGAUGACGAAGUGGUAAAAUUCCGUGACUAUGAUUACCGAUCAAAUUCGAAUGUGGUCUUAACAACAAAGAGAAAGAAGAGACCACAGAAUGAAGAACCAACAGGAGAGCCGGAAACAUUGGCCGGAAGGGAAUUACAAAAGAUGGGUUCUCGAGUUGAGUUUUCAAAACCUCCUUCAUCAAAACUUGCAUCAAAAAAGAAAAAGGUGAAAAUAGUAGCAUCAUCAUCAGCAAAGAAAAAGAAAUCAAUCCUGGAUAUUGAUAUUGAUCAAGGACACUAUAAUCCAAAAACAGACGAAACUAGAGUGGCGUACGAGUUAAUUUUGGGCCAUAUCCAGCCAUACCUAGGAGACGUCGAUCAUGAAACUCUGCGCGGAGCAGUAGAUGAGAUUCUAACAAUAUUUAAUGAUGAAUCUCUUUCGGAUCGUCAAAAACAAGAGGAAAUUACUCAAAUCUUAACAUCAAUUCCCGAUGAUGAAUACGCUAAACUUUUGCAACUUUCGAAACGUAUCACUGACUUUUCAGUGAGUGAAAUCAAUGAAGAAGGAGCUGAUAAAUUAGAUGAAGAAGGUAUUGCAAUUGUGUCUUCCGAUGAAGAGGAAGAAGAUGAUACUGAGGGUAUUAAAGACCAACUUGUUGACUAUGUCGUAUCGUCCGAUGAAGAGGAAGAACCACUUGAUGAACAGCCAACUAUUGUUGAGUCAGCUGUAUCACGAAUGGAGGAUGAAGAAGACAAAGAUGCUGUCGACAUUCAUUCCAUUGAUGCAUACUGGCUUCAAAGAGAAUUGUCUCACUACUACAGCGAUUCUAACGAAGCACAGAAAUUAUCUAAUGAUGUCUUUGAAAUAUUGGCAGGCUCAGAUGACGAGCAUGAAAUCGAAAAUCAACUAGUUCAAGUUUUAGAAUAUGACAAAAUUGAUUUGGUUCAAAAAUUGAUGAAAAAUCGAUUAAGAAUUGUCUAUUGUAUCAAACUUCAAAAAGUCUCCAGUGAAGAAGAACGAUCACGAAUUGAGAAGGAAAUGAUGACAAAUGAUACUCUUAUCUCCAUUUUGGAAAAGUUGAAAGGAACAAAGAUAUCUUCAGUAGCCUCCAGCAAAAAAGCAGCCACUUCCGCUCGAACGGCAAUGGAUGUCGACACUGACACUGAAUACAAAUGGAAAGGAGAACGUAUCAUUAAUUUGGAGAGUUUGGCAUUUGAAGAAGGUAACCAUUUGAUGAGCAAUAAGGACUUUACCCUGCCAAACACUGCCGUGACUGCUCAACUCAAGGGUUACGAACAAAUUUCCAUCCCAUAUGCUGCUCCUACCACAAAGAGUGCCAAUAGAGUGGAUAAAUUAAUUGAAAUUAAGUCACUACCAGAAUGGACUCAUCCUGCUUUCCCAAAUAUGGUCACUCUCAAUGCAGUGCAAAGCAGAAUUUUCAACUCUGCAUUUUACUCACCAGAAAAUUUGUUAAUCUGUGCUCCUACAGGUGCUGGUAAGACAGUAGUUGCUGUUUUAACAAUGCUUCAUGAAAUUGGACUGCACAUGACUGAAAGCUUUGAUGCAUUGCAAGACAAAGAUUUCAAGAUGGUUUAUAUUGCUCCCAUGAAAGCUCUCGUACAAGAAGUUGUUGGAAAUUUAACAGAACGAUUAAGUUCUUACGGUAUUACUGUUCAAGAGUUAACUGGUGACAGAAAUAUGACCAAACAACAGAUCGAUGAAACUCAAAUCAUUGUCACAACACCUGAAAAAUGGGAUAUUGUGACAAGAAAGUCAGGAGAUAGAACCUACGUUGAAAAGGUAAAAUUAAUCAUCAUUGAUGAAAUUCACUUAUUGCAUGACGAGAGAGGCCCAGUCUUGGAAUCGAUAGUAGCUCGUACCAUUCGCCAACAAGAAGCCACCAGACAAAUGAUUAGGUUAGUUGGUUUGAGCGCUACUCUUCCAAACUAUAAGGAUGUUGCCACAUUCUUGAGAGUGAAGCCUGAAAAUUUAUUUUAUUUCGACAGCAGUUUCAGACCUUGUCCUCUUGAUCAACAGUACAUUGGAGUUACUGAAAAGAAACCAUUCAAAAGACACAAGUUAAUGAACGAGAUUGUGUACAAUAAGGUGGUCGAAAUUGCUGGCAAGCAUCAAAUUAUUGUUUUUGUGCACUCUCGUAAAGAUACCUACAAGACUGCUAAAGCACUGCGAGAUAUGGCCAUUGAGAACGAUACCAUCAGCAAGUUUGUCAAGCAAGGAACUGCAACCUAUGAAAUUUUGAAAGAAGCAACCAAAAAUGACGCACAAGGUACAGAACUUAAAGAGUUAUUACCUUAUGGUAUUGGCAUUCACCACGCUGGUAUGUCGAGAAAUGAUCGUACUCUUGUUGAGGACUUGUUUGACGAUGAACGUCUCCAAGUUUUGGUCAGUACAGCCACAUUGGCUUGGGGUGUCAACCUUCCUGCUCGAAGAGUUAUUAUCAAAGGUACACAAGUGUACAGUCCAGAGAAGGGAGAUUGGACAGAAUUAAGUGCUUUGGAUGUUAUGCAAAUGAUUGGUCGUGCUGGUAGAUAUCCUCGUGACAACAGAGGUGAGGGUAUUAUUAUUACUACUCAAUCUCACUUGCAGUACUAUCUCGCCUUACUGAACCAACAACUUCCAAUAGAAAGUCAGUUUAUUAAGAGCCUCCCUGAUAAUCUUAAUGCUGAAAUCGUUCUGGGAACGGUUCAAAACAUUGAUGAGGCAGUGAUGUGGCUUGGUUACACGUAUCUGCAUGUAAGAAUGUUACGAAACCCUCUACUUUAUGGAAUCACCAAGGAAGAUGCGGAACACGACAAGAAUCUAUUGCAGUGGAGAAGAGGUUUGAUAUAUUCUGCUGCUCUUUCUCUGGAGAAGAAUGGCCUCAUUAAAUUCGACAAGAGAUCUGGAGAAUUCCAAGCGACUGAUCUUGGUAGAGUGGCAAGUCAUUACUAUGUAACUCACAAAUCCAUUGCCACUUUCAACAGCAAUUUAAAACCAAAUUUGAGCGAUAUUGAAUUAUUUAGACUUUUUUCUCUAUCUGAUGAAUUUUCUCACAUGACCGUUCGUCAGGAAGAAAAGCUCGAAUUAUCCAAACUCACCCAAAGCGUUCCAGUACCCAUUAAGGAAGCACCAGAUGAUCCCUCUGCAAAAGUUAACGUUUUAUUGCAGGCCUACAUUUCGAGACUUCAUUUAACUGGAUUCGCUCUAGUUGCUGAUAUGACUUAUAUUACACAAAGUGCUGCUCGUAUUGCACGUGCUCUCUUUGAAAUUAUUCUAAAUCGAGGUUGGGCUCAACUCACUCACAAAGUACUAAAUCUGGCCAAAAUGAUUGAGCAUAGAAUGUGGUACACUCAAACUCCACUAAGACAAUUCCCUAAAAUCGAACAAACCAUUCUCAAACAACUAGAAGGAAAGAAUACUCUCUGGGAAAGACUUUAUGACUAUACACCAGCAGAAUUAGGAAGAUUGGUACAUCACACACAACGAGGAAAAGAUCUUUACAAGUAUAUCCAUCAAUUCCCCCGUUUAGAUCUUACUGCCAGUGUCCAACCCAUUACUCCAAGCACUUUGAGAGUUGAUUUAACAAUAUCUCCAGACUUCCAGUACAAUGUUGAUAUUCAUGGUGCAGCUCAAAUGUUCUGGAUUAUUGUUGAAGAUGUUGACGGAGAGGUCAUUUUGCAUCAUGAACCAUUCAUUCUAAAGAAAAAAAUUGUUUCCGAUAGAUGGUUACACUCUGAGCAAACAUUACCAAUUUCUUUCAGACAUUUGAUCCUACCACAAAAAGCUCCUCCAACAACAGAAUUAUUAGAUUUACCACCGCUCGAGUUGUCAGCACUUAAAAACGAAGCAUACGAAAAGUUAUUGGGCCAAGUUAUCACAAAAUUCAACCCAAUUCAAACACAAGUGUUCAGAUCUGUGUAUCAAAGUGAUGACAGUGUUCUCAUUGCGGCACCUGGAGGUAGUGGCAAAUCGUUAUGUGCUGUUUUGGCAAUAAUGAAACUAUUUGCUGAUGAUGCAUCAGCCAAAUGCAUUUAUAUUGCUCCUAUUGAAUCUGUCGCUGCUAAGAAACGGAAAAAGUGGCUUUCCUUUUUUGAAAAGAUUGGAAAGACUGUGGUAACCUUAACUGGAAAUUUAGCCAAGGACUUGGUGAGCAUGGAGAAUGGUGAUAUCAUUGUCUCUACUCCCGAAGUGUUUGACAUGUUUUCUAGAAAAUGGAAGACAAGAAAGUCCUUGUCCAGUGUUAAGCUUGUUGUUGCAGACGAGCUUCACAUGAUUGGAGGCGAGGUUGGACCAAUUCUUGAAGUAGUAAUUUCUCGUGUGCGCUACAUGUCCGAACAACUUCAAAGUAAUAUUAGAAUUCUUGGUUUGAGCGCUUCUGUGUUAAAUGCCAAAGAUAUCGGUGACUGGAUUGGAGCCAAGAAAGGCAAUGUCUUUAACUUCCACCCAAGAUAUAGAAGCAUUCCUUUGGAAAUUAAUAUUCAAGGUUUUACUCAAAGUACUUACAAUGCCAUGCAAAUUGCCAUGAUUAGACCCACCUACAAAGCCAUCAAGCAAAAGUCAGGUGGCAAACCAACCAUUGUCUUUACCUCCUCAGCAAGACAAGCCACUUUCAUUUGUUCUGAACUUGUUGUCAAUCUUACCAACGACACAAACGAGAAGGAAUUUGUCGGUGAUGCCGCUGCUAUUGAUGCUGUGAUUGGACAUGUAGAAAGUGCUAAUUUGCGUGAAUUUUUACCUUACGGAAUUGCAUUCUAUCAUGAAACGGUUUCUGAUACAGACAAAUCAAUCGUGGAAAAUCUCUACAAUUCUGGUGCAGUGAAAGUUCUUGUUGUGACAUAUUCAAUGUGCUGGGGUAUGGCAAUGAAAUCUAAAUUAUUAAUCAUUAUGGGAACGGAAUAUUACAAUGGAAAAGAACAUAGAUAUGCUGACUACUCUAUCAUUGAUAUGGUACAAAUGAUGAGUAGAGCUGGCAGACCUGGAAUUGACAAAGAUUCUACUUGUUACAUUUUCUGUAAAGCUUCCAAGAAGGACUACUUUUUGAAAUUCCUUUAUGAACCUUUCCCUGUUGAGUCACACUUGGAUCACUUCCUUUAUGAUCCAAUCAAUGCUGAAGUUGCAGCUAAAGUUAUCGAGAAAAAACAAUCUGCUGUGGAUUAUUUGACAUGGACAUUCCUCUAUCGAAGAAUUCGAAAGAAUCCAAACUAUUACAAUUUGAGUGGAACUACCAAACUUCACCUCUCUGAUUACUUGUCUGAACUUGUAGAAACCACCCUCGAAGAAUUACAAAAAUGUAAUUGUAUCCUUGUUGAGGAAGAGGAAAUCACUGCUAUGAAUCUGGGUACUAUCGCAUCCCAUUACUAUGUGAAACAUUCCACUAUUGAAAUUUAUAGCACCUCUAUCAAUGUCAAGACCAAACUGAGAGGUCUAUUGGAGGUAUUGAGUUACUCGACUGAAUUUGAACAAUUACCAAUACGACAAAAAGAAAAUCACAUUCUACGAAAACUAGCAGCUCAUGUUCCUCUUAAAAUUGAAAAACCUAGCUACAACCAAGUUCCAACCAAAGUGAAUAUUAUUCUUCAGUCACACUUCUCUAGAACCAAACUCACACCUGCAAUGGAAAAGGAUAAGAAAUCGGUGCUUGUCACUUCAACAAAGCUUUUGAGAGCCAUGGUAGAUGUGAUUGGUAAUGAAGGAUUUUUGAGUCCUGCUCUCGCAGCUAUGGAAUUAUCACAAAUGAUUACUCAGGCUGUGUGGGAUAAAGAUCCAUAUCUCAUGCAAUUACCUCAUUUCACAAAGGAGCUUUGUAAGCGAUGUGAAGAAAAGGGAAUUCAUACCAUUUUCGAUUUAAUUAAUAUGGAAGACGAUGAAAGAAAUCAAUUACUUGGUCUAACGGAUGAACAAAUGGUGGAUGUUGCAAAGAGUUUGAAUAGAUAUCCCAAUAUUGAAUUGGCACAAGAGAUUGUUACACCCAGUGAGGACAUUACAGCCAAGUCAACUGUCACUCUUGCAGUUCGGUUUGAUGCCGACGAAGUUGGAGACGAACCAGUUUAUGCUCCUUAUUAUCCCGAAGAAAAAACAGAAGAGUGGUGGAUUGUUAUUGGGGAUCCUGCCAGUAAUGAAAUCAAAUCCAUUAAGCGUUUGCCCAUUAAGAAAUCAUGCGAAACUAUGGUGAAAUUCCUUGCUCCAAACAAGCCAGGAAAGUACGAAUACAAGUUGUACUUUAUGUGCGACUCUUACACUGGCUGUGACCAAGAAUACCCAAUCUCCUUUACUGUUUUAGAGGGAGAGGAGAGUGAAGGUGAAAUGAGUGAUGAAGAGGCAUAA